AUGGCGCAGCACCACGGCAGCUACUCCCUGGAGGUCGCCGCCGCCGGCUCCGAGCUCGACGACGACGGCCACGCCGCGCGAACUGGCAACCUAUGGACCUGCUUCGCGCACAUCAUCACCGCCAUAAUCGGCUGCGGCGUGCUGGCGCUCUCGUGGAGCGUCGCGCAGCUGGGCUGGGUGGGCGGCCCCGUCGCCAUGCUCUGCUUCGCCUUCGUCACCUACCUCUCCGCCUUCCUCCUCUCCCACUGCUACAGGUCCCCCGUCUCUGACGGUGACGACUCCCAGAAACGCCAGAGGAACUACACCUACAUGGACGCCGUCAGGACGCACCUGGGGGAGAAGCGCACCUGGCUCUGCGGCCUGUUGCAGUACCUCAACCUGUACGGGACGGCAAUCGCCUACACCAUCACCACGGCGACUUGCCUCAGGGCGAUCAUGAGGGCCAACUGCUACCACAGCCAAGGGCACGACGCACCCUGCGGCGCCGGCGGUGAUCACCUCUACAUGCUGCUCUUCGGGGCGGCCCAGGUGGUGCUGUCCUUCAUACCCAACUUCCACAACAUGGCAUGGCUCUCUGUCGUCGCCGCCGUCAUGUCCUUCACCUACUCCACCAUCGGCCUCGGCCUCGGCCUCGCCAAGACCAUAGAAAAUGGGGCGAUCAAAGGAAGCGUCGCCGGAGUUCCGAUGAGCACCCCGGCGCAGAAAAUCUGGCGAGUCGCGCAGGCCAUCGGCGACAUCGCAUUCGCCUACCCGUACACCAUUGUCCUGCUGGAGAUACAGGACACGCUCAAAUCGACGCCACCUGAGAGCGAGACGAUGCGGAAGGGGAACGUCAUCGCGGUCCUGGCCACCACAUUCUUCUACCUCGCCGUGAGCUGCUUCGGGUACGCCGCCUUCGGCAACGCCGCGCCGGGCAACCUGCUCACCGGCUUCGGCUUCUACGAGCCCUACUGGCUCAUCGACUUCGCCAACGCCUGCAUCGUGCUCCACCUGCUUGGUGGCUACCAGAUGUUCAGCCAGCAGAUCUUCACCUUCGCGGACCGGUCCUUCGCGGCCAGGUUCCCGAACAGCGCGUUCGUGAACAAAUCCUACGCCGUGAAGGUGCCCGGCGUGCCGGCGUCGUGGAGCUACAGGCUGAACCUGCAGCGGGUGUGCUUCCGGACGGCGUACGUGGCGAGCACCACGGGGCUGGCCCUGCUCUUCCCCUACUUCAACGAGGUGCUGGGCGUGCUGGGCGCCAUCGUCUUCUGGCCCCUCGCCAUCUACCUCCCCGUCGAGAUGUACUGCGUCCAGCGCGGGGUCCGGCCGUGGACGCGGACGUGGGUCGCGCUCCAGGCAUUCAGCGCCGUCUGCUUCGUCGUCGGCACCUUCGCCUUCGUCGGCUCCGUGGAGGGCGUCAUCCGCAAGAGGCUCGGCUAG
Messenger RNA from Miscanthus lutarioriparius, 1419 nucleotides. The record is from the annotation of a GenBank genome assembly. NCBI's taxonomy places the organism in Eukaryota, Viridiplantae, Streptophyta, Magnoliopsida, Poales, Poaceae.